GUAAUAACUAUGUUUUUAUUAUUAUUUAUUACCCUAUAACAUACACACACGCUAUACCACGUUAAGUGCUUAUCGCCAAGUUGCCGAAACGCUUACAACUUUAAUUUACAGUUUACGAACUUAGAACAAUCAUUGUUCGACUACUAGAGAGUUUUCGACUUUUCAUCUUCAGUCUGAUUUCGUUAUUCUUCGCACGGUAAUAAUAAUAUUAAUCAUUUAAUUGUUUAUCGUCUCAACGUGGUAUCAACAACUAUCGUGAACCGGUCCGUGUCCAAUUUUCUACGGACUACUACUAAGCCUGAGCACCAUGAGCGAUUCAUUCUCCAACGGCUGUGAACAGGAAGCGUUGAAGUUCGCCAGUCACCUUUCGCCGACCAAGGGUGGAAUGCUCGCCCCGAGCCCGAUAGUGACCAGAAGGACGAGAACUGAUUCUACGUCUGCUCUAGCUCUCAAGAAUCCAUUGUUAUCUGGAAAGGUCAAAUAUUUUUGUAAAUCUAAAGGACACGGCUUUAUCACUCCAGACAAUGGUGAUCCAGACACAUUUGUACAUAUAUCAGAUAUUGAAGGAGAAUAUGUUCCGUUACCUGGUGAUCAAGUACAUUAUCGCUUAUGCCCUAUUCCUCCUAAACUAGAAAAGUUCCAAGCUGUACAUGUGGAAAUCGUUAAUUUAACACCUCAAGUACAUUUAAAAUGGGAUUCGCCAGAAAACAAUUAAAUACAUUAUAAAAUCGUA
This is a messenger RNA of Diuraphis noxia (Russian wheat aphid), 733 nucleotides long. RefSeq names its product cold shock domain-containing protein CG9705. Gene Ontology annotation, biological process: regulation of mRNA stability. Gene Ontology annotation, cellular component: cytoplasm. The record is from RefSeq and is a predicted model, not a curated record. Lineage: Eukaryota; Metazoa; Arthropoda; Insecta; Hemiptera; Aphididae. Gene Ontology annotation, molecular function: mRNA 3'-UTR binding.